AAGCGAACGAAGCUCAUCCGGCCCAGAGGCAAGCGCGGGGGCGCAAAGAACCGCAAGCCAUCAGCAAAGAGCGCCACAGAAAGAGCCCAGAAGACCGGAGAGCUAGUGAAGAAGGUCGAGAAGAGACUCAAGGCAGCUACGGAGGACGUAGUAGGCGAGGAGGACUCGGAGUCACCUUCGCCGGAGGCUGAAGCGCCCACUGCCCACUCGCUGCAAAUAUCCCACUUCCACGCCUUGCUCAAGGAGUUGAACCAGCCGUACAUCACCACCGAGCGUCGUCUUGCCAUCGAAGCCGAGAUCGACUCUUUUGGUGGGCUAGAGGCAUACCAAGAUGCCAGUCUCAUCGGAGCGGACAAGACCAAAGGCGGUGAAAGCGGCAAGUGGUGCGCUGCAGCCCUGCGCGAAAUCGUCAAGGAGAACAAGCACGAGGACAAGAUUAGGUUGCUCGACGUGGGCGCUCUUGGCGGUACGGCCUACACUGCUUUUGAAAAGUGGAUCGACGUCACCUCGAUUGACUUGAAUCCUCGCGGCGAGAAUGUACAGCAGUACGACUUCUUUGACUUCCCCGUGCCCAAGGACGAGGAGGACAAGUUUGAUGUGGUCUGUCUCAGUCUAGUUCUGAACUUUGUCGGAGACCUCAACGAGAGAGGAGAGCUCCUGCUACAUGCCCACUCCUACCUUAGCUCAGCAGGAGGCUACCUCUACCUCGUCCUCCCGCUACCAUGCGUAGCCAACUCGCGCUACCUGGACCACACACGUCUUGAGGAGAUCCUCGACUCCACGGGUUGGGAGGUAGUCAAGAAUGGCGACUCGCGGAAAUUGACCCGCUGGCUGCUGAAGAGCAAGCCUGCCGCAGCUGCCGGUGACAAGAAGGGCAAGAAUCUGAAGGCCAAGAGUCAAGAUCAUCCCUACUGGGAUGGACAGGUCUGGAAGAAGGAGGAGAUCAGGGUCAGCGCUACGGCCAACAACUUCUGUAUCAAGGUC
Molecule: messenger RNA, 984 nt
Organism: Microstroma glucosiphilum
Lineage: Eukaryota; Fungi; Basidiomycota; Exobasidiomycetes; Microstromatales; Microstromataceae
Exons: 1
Cellular component (GO): nucleolus
Molecular function (GO): rRNA (adenine) methyltransferase activity
Source: RefSeq, a predicted model, not a curated record